Messenger RNA from Cylicostephanus goldi, 98 nucleotides. Lineage: Eukaryota; Metazoa; Nematoda; Chromadorea; Rhabditida; Strongylidae. The record is from the annotation of a GenBank genome assembly.
AUGUUUGCUUGCGUUGGCUGUAAACCAGGCAGGAAAGCAAGCCCGGAUAUUCAAUGUAAGACAAUUCAAAAAAUUGAUUUUGAUUUAUUUCUGUAAAG